Zingiber officinale is the source of this 1537-nucleotide messenger RNA. RefSeq lists its product as uncharacterized. Bases 431 to 1450 code for a protein of 339 amino acids. The transcript has 3 exons. The record is from RefSeq and is a predicted model, not a curated record. Lineage: Eukaryota; Viridiplantae; Streptophyta; Magnoliopsida; Zingiberales; Zingiberaceae.
AACACAAGACCUUCUCCGCCUCGUGGCAAAAGCACAAAAUUCCAUCUCCGCCGAAGAAAUUCAUGGACGGGAUCGCUUUUCUAGCGACGGCAAUGGUGGUUAUUAGCCCCGAGCUCAAGCACGAACUCUCGAGUUGAUCGGUUUGAAUUAGUAACGCGCAGAAGGAGCUCCUUCCUUCCUAGGCAUCGGGAGGUUGGUCGCUCUAUUAUAGCACCGACGAUUGCUUUGACGCUGGGAAAGUGUUUGAUGAUUUGCUAAUUUCGAUCGGCGAUUGCUGAUCUGUGUUCAUUUUGGGAAAUUUUUUUGGGGUUUUGUGGAAUUUCAGAGUUACAGAGAGAGAUGGAGCUGUAGUGGUUACUGGGCAGUUGUUUGAGGUGAGGUGAGGCGAGGGAGGAGAAAUUUCGGUUUUGCUUUUGCUUUUUUUGGAGCGAUGCCAUUCCAGAUGAAAGUUCAGCCGGUCGACGCGAGAGGAGGAGCGGCUGGGAUCGACCAGUCGAAGCCCGCGGCGAAGUCCCGGCUGAAACGUCUCUUCGAGCGGCAGUUGCUGAGGAUCUCCGCGCCGGAGAAGCCCGGCGAUGGGAGGGAGAGGGAGCGGUCGGACGACGGCGGAGAGGUCGAUCCGAGCUCCGUCUGCUUGGACAAGAUGGUGCUCAGCUUCAUGGAAGAAGGAGGCGGCGAGCGGGCGCCGCGCGGCCGGUGUAACUGCUUCAACAGCAUCUACGAUGACAGUUCCGAUGAUGAUUUCAGUGGCGGAGACCAUCCGCCACCGGCUGACGCCGCUGAGUUUAUCAAGGGUUUGAUCCUUUGCGCGAGCAACGCCGAGAGGAAUCUCUUGGCCGAUUCGUCGAAGAUCAUGGACAAAACGAAGAAUUCGAAGGGCAAGGGCGAAUGCCGGAGGAUCCUCGUCGAAGAGCUGCAAUCGCUCGGCUACGACGCUGCCAUUUGCAAGUCCAAGUGGGAUAAAUCUUCCUCUUUGCCUGCCGGUGAGUACGAUUACAUCGACGUGGUGGUCGACGGCGGCGAGCGCCUCCUGGUCGACGUCGACUUCCGGUCGGAGUUCGAGAUCGCCCGGUCCACCAAGUCGUACCGCGCGAUGCUCCAGCACCUGCCGCCCCUCUUCGUGGGCCGGCCAGACCGAAUGCUGCCGAUCGUGGCCGUCGUCUCGGAGGCUGCGCGGCAGAGCCUGAAGAAGAAGGGCCUCCACGUGCCUCCCUGGCGGAAGCCGGACUACAUGCGGGCCAAGUGGCUGUCCCCCUACACUCGCACUGCCGCCCACGGCAGCGGCGCAGGGGAGGACAUUACCGUCCUCACGACUUCGUCCCUACGACCAACCACCGAGCCCAAGGCGGCCGGCAACGCCUCGGAACCGAUGGCGGAGCCCUGGCAACCGCCGCCUGCGAGGCCGAGAGCGGGAGUUAAGGUCGUCGCCGGCUUAACGGCGGUCCUUUGAGAAGCCUUUAAUUAAUAUAUAUUUUUUUGUUAAAAAUAUAUUUCUUUCUUUUUUUUAAUCAAGAGUCUAAAUCAUCGUUAGGCUUCA